Molecule: messenger RNA, 1125 nt
Organism: Naegleria gruberi
Lineage: Eukaryota; Heterolobosea; Eutetramitea; Acrasida; Naegleriidae
Exons: 1
Coding region: 1-1125 (374 amino acids)
Source: RefSeq, a predicted model, not a curated record
AUGACAAUGGGAUCUCACCUAGUUGCUGAUUUGAAUUCAGUUGAUUUUUAUGCAAGAAAGGCUGAGCUGGAGAUUGCCCUUCUUUCUCUCGAUCAUUCCACUGAGUUUUAUUGGGCUGCUGCAUGUCACUAUAUUUACUUGCACUAUGUAUCAGAUGGGGACAAUUACAAAGCAGGGUAUUAUUUGGCUAAAGUGAAUUAUUAUUUCAAUAGUCAAAAGGAAAAACCUAGUCCUAACAAAUAUUUUCAUUUGUUAGAGUUCCACUCUUCAGUUGUUGCAAGUAGAUUUAAUGAAGAGGCAAACACGUUUCAAAGUUUAAUGAAGGGAAUGAGUAGCAUGUUUUAUCAUUAUUCCAAUCGAAAGAUAGAGGAUACACUAUUGCCUGGGACUUGGGAGUAUUGUAUGAAUACGAAACUAUGCCAACAAAACUAUAUUCUAUUCAAGCAAGUUUCAGAGUUUAUUUUCAAAAAUUUGGCUCAUUUCAAGCUUCAUACUAUGAAAACAUUAACAGAUUGUCAUAGUGAGGGAUUUUUUAAGUCUCAACGACUGCUCGCUUUAUUUGUUGCUGAGGGAUAUACUAUUUUAUUUAUGAAACAAAUACCAGAGAUUAGUUAUUCUGUACUUGAAGAAGCAUGUCUGAAAGUCACAUUGUUGACUGAAAAUGAGGUUUUCCCAUUCGUUUUACUUGCAGCUAUCUAUAUUAUUGUUGAGGCAGCUCAAUUUCAUCUGGAGGCUUGCAAACAAAUUGAAAGAGGACUUAAACCUAGGAAGGCCACUGUUUUUACAUCAGCAGGAAAGGUCAUUACAUUUGAUUAUUUUUCAAUAUUGGAAAAGGAUCUGCGAGCACUUCACGUUUUGGGUCAACGUUACAGGAGAGUUAGCGCUUCACAUAGUGAUCUAAUGUUGGAAAUAUCUCAAAUAUUGGAAAGGAAUAAUAAUGUAGACAUGUCUCCUCCAGUUUUCUCUUCUUCAAAAUUCACACCACCUCUUCAAUCCAUUCCACAACAGGAUGAAGUUCUUGCAAGACAAUUAGAAGAACAACACAAUGUUAGCAAAUCAGAAGAUACAGAAUCUUUCCUUUCCGAUCAAUCUCUAGGCCCUUGGGAAGAAUUAUUCAAAGAUUGA